AUGAAGCUAUUCAAAACAGGUUUAAAUGUAAUUUUUACGGGUCCAAAAGGUUCAGGUAAAACAACUUUAUUAUAUUCAAGUUAUACAAGUAACUUUGUUAAUAUCCCUACUUUUGAACCUACAAAAAGCUUAAACUUCGAAAGAAUUAAUUAUAAUAAUCAAAAGCUAUAUAUAUGGGAUGUAUCAGGUCAUGAAGCUAUUAGUAGUAUGUUAUUACCAAUACUCUACUCAUCAAUAAAUGUAAGAGCAAUAGUCUAUGUUGUAAAUCUACUUGAAAAUAAUAGAGAUGUCUUAGAUGUUGUAAGUAAUGAAUUACGUGGAUUAUUGCAUAGUCAACAGUUAAGUACAAGUUUGUUUUGUGUAAUAUUUAAUACAUUUGGUUCUGAAUCAGAUUCUUGGCCUUAUUCUGGAGCAGACCUUGCCGCUCUUCUUGAACUUUGUCACUUACCCCCUGAAAUUGAUAUUCGUACAAAGUGGUAUGUUGUAAAUACUGCACAAGGAAUAGCUGAUCCUGGAUGGAAAAUGGCACUAGAUUUCAUUAUUACAGCUAGAGCUCCUCCACCUACAUAUUAUUCUAAUAUUCCUGAUGCAGAAUUAACACCAAUACAUUUAUACUUUUCACAAUUCCAACAAGGUCAGAUUCUACAUCCAAGUAGAUAUAAGCAAAUAAUACCACCUUAUAAUAAAGUAGAUCAAACUCAAUCUGUUCAAUCUCAGUAUUAUCAGCAAGAUGCUAUUGGUUAUAAUUUGCAUAACAUAGAUCAAUCAAAACAUAAGUCACACAUUAGUAAGUUAAUAAAUAAAUUCAAGAGGAAAUAA
This is a messenger RNA of Cryptosporidium muris RN66, 819 nucleotides long. RefSeq lists its product as uncharacterized. Gene Ontology annotation, molecular function: GTP binding; GTPase activity. Gene Ontology annotation, biological process: vesicle-mediated transport; intracellular protein transport. Gene Ontology annotation, cellular component: cytoplasm; Golgi apparatus. The transcript has a single exon. Lineage: Eukaryota; Apicomplexa; Conoidasida; Eucoccidiorida; Cryptosporidiidae. The record is from RefSeq and is a predicted model, not a curated record. Bases 1 to 819 code for a protein of 272 amino acids.